CCAGGCCUGGAAGGUGAAGCUGGACGAGCCCGUGUUGGCUGUUGCAGUCGCCGGCCCCGCGAGCGCGAGUUACCCUUGGCAGCGCAGGGCUGGAUGGAGCUGGCUACGAUGCUGCCCUCCCAGCAAGAGCUACUCUGGUUCGACUGGGGAUUAACUCCCAUUUAGACCCGUGUAAACAGGGCCGCAGGCAAGCGGUGCUUUGCUCGUAGGGCCGGACCCCGGCAAAGCAAGUCUCCCUUGGUGGCAGCAAACCAGAAUUAGCAGAAGGGCGCUGGUUUUGAUGCCACGGGCAAAUGAAUAAGAAGCAAAGCGUGGCCUUGUGCUGCACCGGCGGAGGUCACUUCACCUGACUUCCACCCCUGUAAAAUGGGUUUAAUUUCCUCGCUCCAGGGGGUGGAAAAGCUGCUGCUGGCCUCGAAGCUCAGGCGCGAGCAGCGUGGGCCAGGCCGGGACCGGCGCGCGGCCCUGCAUUGCAAGCUGGUGCAACGCUCCCACGCCCUGCAGCACGGGACCGACCCCGCGCAGCGCCGAAAGCAGGGCGCGGCAGCGUUUUUGGGUCGAGUGCCAAAAACACCCACAACCUCGACUUGCGGGACGUUGGCAUGCCAGGGGCCACGAGGGGCCUGGUCCUGGCGGCAGCGCAGCCCUGGCCCCUUCCCCGCCAUCUGCCCCGAGCAAAAAGCCUUUGCGUGCCACCUGUGUGGGGGGUGCAACCCCUGGCCUAAGCCCUCUGCCUACAUCCUGGUGAAUGGGGAGCCCUGCUGGGGGACUACAACUCCCAGGUGCCCUUGCAGCAGGCCCCAGCUGCCAUUGGCUGCGGGCUGCCACGUGGCACAGCAGCUGGAGCCCAGCCUCCCAGGUGGGUGGCUGCAGGAUGGAGCCUGGGCGGCGCAGCAGGCUGGCGCUGCUCACCGACCUCUACCAGUUCACCAUGGCCUAUGGCUACUGGCGGGCGGGGAGGCACUGGGAGCCGGCCGAGUUCGAGCUCUCCUUCCGCAGGUGCCCCUUCCAGGGGGGCUUCGCGCUGGGCGCGGGGCUGGGCGAGUGCCUGGCUUUCCUGCGGGGCUUCAGCCUCUCCCAGGCAGACAUCGAAUACGUGCGGUCAGCCCUGCCCAGCGGCACGGACGAGGCCUUCUUCGAUUACCUGCGCACCGUGGACGCCUCGGAGGUCACCGUCGCGGCCGUCCCUGAGGGCUCUGUCGUCUUCCCCAGGGUCCCGCUGCUGCAGGUGAAGGGGCCCUUGCUGGUGGUGCAGCUGCUGGAGUCCACGCUGCUGUGUCUGGUGAACUACGCCAGCCUCGUGGCCACGAACGCCGCCCGCUUCCGGCUCCUGGCCGGCCCGGACAAGAAGCUGAUGGAGAUGGGGCUGCGCCGGGCCCAGGGCCCGGAUGGCGCCUUGUCUGCUUCCAAGUACUCGUACGUGGGGGGCUUUGACUUCACGAGCAACGUCCUGGCGGGGCAGCUGUACGGGAUCCCGGUGCGCGGCACCGUGGCCCACUCCUACGUCGUGUCCUUCUCGGCGCUGGCCGAGGUGCAGCCCCGGAUGCUGGCGCCCCGGGCCGGAGGCGAGCCGGUGGACUUCCCGUGCCUCGCCACGACGUGGCUGGAGCGGGCCUGCCAGCUGCUCCGCGUGCCCCGGGAGGGGGUGAACGAGGGAGAGCUGGCGGCGUUCGUGUCCUACGCCAUCACCUUCCCCUGCAGCUUCCAGGGGCUGGUGGACACCUACUCCGUCAUGAGGAGCGGCGUGCCCAACUUCUGCGGCGUGGCGCUGGCGCUGGCCCAGCUCGGGUACCGCGCCAUCGGCGUGCGGCUGGACAGCGGGGACCUCGCCCGGCAGGCGGCCGCGAUCCGCCGCAUGCUUCGUGCCUGCAGCGUCCAGUUCCAGCUGCCCUGGUUCGAGGCUGUCCCCAUCGCGGUGAGCAACGACGUCAGCGAGCAGAGCCUGGAAGCUUUCGGCACAGAGGGCAGCGACAUCGACAUGAUCGGGAUCGGGACCCACCUGGUGACCUGCCCGCAGCAGCCCUCGCUGGGCUGCAUCUACAAGCUGGUGCAGGUGAACGGCCGCCCGCGGAUGAAGCUGACGGAGGAGGAGGAGAAGAUGACGCUCCCGGGGUGCAAGGCGGCGUACAGACUCCGGGAUGCCGCGGGUCGCCCCUUCAUGGACCUCCUGGCCCUGGCGGACGAGAGCCCCCCGCGGGCAGGGCAGGAGCUGGAGGCCUGGGUGCUGGGGGCAAGCCCGGAGGCUCUGAGAGUGAUCCCUGCGGCGGUGGAAACCCUGCAUCGCACCUACUUCAAAGAUGGGCAGGUCUGCGAGCCGCUGCCCAGCCUGCCGGAGGUCAGGAGCCACGCGGCGGCCUCCCUGCGCUCGCUCGGCCCUGCUCACAAGAGGCUGCGGGAGCCCGAGCCGUACCAGGUGGCCAUGACGGAGAAGCUGCACGUCCUCCUCCAGACCCUGCGCCAGGCCAGCCAGUGAGCGGUGCCCGCGGUCCAGGCGAGGCGCAGCGCCUGCUGCAGCUUGCCAGCGCGCCAGCCCGUCCUGCCGCAGCCGGUCCCUGGGGCGCAGCUCUUCUCUGGAUUGCUUACAGGCCCUGCGCGUCCAGCAUCCUCGUGACUUUGCUCCCUUGGGCGCAUUGCCCGGCGGGGACGGCUGAAACCACAGGAGAGGAUUUGCAAAGCCAGGGGUGGAGCCCAGCUCCCCAUGGUGUCCCUCUGCAUUGGGUGAUGCAGGAAUCUCUCCCGCUCUUGCCAUCUGAGAUCGCAUCUGACCAAGUGGGCUGUUGCUGAUCAAAGCUCGUGCCUCUCCCCCGCCGGCGGUCGGGGUCCUGCCUUGCUCCGGGCUUAUGAAGGCCUGGCAGCAUGCUAAGUGCCUUGCAAGCAUGUGCCUUUUGCUGAAGGACCCACUGCAGCUCCAGCAGCUGGGACCAGUUUCAGGUAGCGAUGUGCAGGGGAAUGGUCCUAGCUUGCAUCCUGCCGGAGGUGAAAGACUAGGCCUGUGAUUCGCAAGCAAAGCACCCCAGGGUGCUGUGAGAUCCUUUGAAGGGUGCCACCAGCUGAUGCACAAGGUUAGCACUGCGAGGUGUGCAAAACACCUCUGCCUCGCAGGAUAAACCCGGAGAUUUCAGAUAGGAACCGAGUGUCCGAAGCACCCUGCCGUGCCGGGCUCCCUCCGAGAUCUGCCCCACAAGGAUGGCUCUCAGGUUUUUCUCUAGGAAACAGCUGGUGUUUGCUGAGUUUGAGACUCGCCGGGCCAGACUCUUGUCCUGAUGCAGCGCUGCCUUAACCCUGUAUGAAUAUGCACACACCUGUUUUAUUCCUCUCAAUGAGCUUUAGUAGCUAGGAAUUAUUUGGCGCUCAAAGCCAUGUGCAUUCCUGUGCCUUAUGCCCGUGUAGGGGGUUUUAGCGCGGCGCUCUCACGCUGAUCUGCCUGGCAGCAGAGACCACAACUGGGCUCUGACCAGGUCGGAUGGCAUGAGCGUCCCCCACGCAUUGCUGCUUCUGGAACUGGCUGAAUGGGAAAUGCUGGACAGCUGGGCCGCGGCUGACUCUCCAGUCACGCACUACUGCAAGAGCAGGCUUUUUUGGAGCGUUUCCUACUUCUGAGCUAGCAGCAAGCCCUAUUUUUGCAGAAGAGCAGUGGGGGAUAGGGGUGAGCUGCCAGGAGCCGAUGCAGGAGGAAAAUCAGCUGGUGCUCGUCUCCCUCCCCGUGUCUGCUUCUGCUAGGGCAGCAUCUUUGGGAAGAGCCCGGGAGGAGAACUCCUGCCCCACCGGGGGUAACACCUCCCAUUUCAAUCUUUGCGGUCAGCGAUGCACUUAGACACUGGAAAACAAGACCUCUUUUCCUGCC
Alligator mississippiensis (American alligator) is the source of this 3844-nucleotide messenger RNA. RefSeq names its product nicotinate phosphoribosyltransferase (gene NAPRT). Gene Ontology annotation, biological process: NAD+ biosynthetic process. The transcript has 13 exons. NCBI's taxonomy places the organism in Eukaryota, Metazoa, Chordata, Crocodylia, Alligatoridae. Bases 749 to 2473 code for a protein of 574 amino acids. The record is from RefSeq and is a predicted model, not a curated record. Gene Ontology annotation, molecular function: nicotinate phosphoribosyltransferase activity.